Malus domestica (apple) is the source of this 2325-nucleotide messenger RNA. Its product is annotated as subtilisin-like protease SBT5.4. Gene Ontology annotation, molecular function: serine-type endopeptidase activity. Gene Ontology annotation, biological process: proteolysis. NCBI's taxonomy places the organism in Eukaryota, Viridiplantae, Streptophyta, Magnoliopsida, Rosales, Rosaceae. The record is from RefSeq and is a predicted model, not a curated record.
AUGUGGUUUGGAAAGCUUUCGUUUUUGCUCCAGUUAUUCGUUAUAUCUUCUCUGUUUCAAGUUCCCGCCUUUGCAAUAAAAAAGUCGUAUAUAGUGUACCUGGGAUCGCAUGCACAUGCUCCACAAGUCUCAGAAGCUGAUCUUCAUCGCGUCACUCAUUCUCAUCAUGAAUUCCUCGGAUCAUUCCUCGGAAGUACCGAGAAAGCGAAAGAAGCAAUUAUUUACUCGUACAAAAGACAUAUCAAUGGUUUUGCUACCACCCUUGAAGAGGAAGAGGCGGCUCAAAUCGCAAAGCAUCCAAAAGUUGUGUCGGUUUUCUUAAACCGAGGAAGAAAAUUGCACACUACUCACUCAUGGGACUUUAUGUUGCUUGAAAAGGACGGAGUAAUCCACCCCAGUUCCUUGUGGAAAAAGGCCAGAUUUGGUGAAGAUACAAUCAUUGGGAAUCUUGACACUGGUGUUUGGCCCGAAUCAGAGAGCUUUAGAGACAAAGGGAUUGGACCCGUUCCAUCAAAGUGGAAAGGAAUCUGCCAGAAUCACACUGCCGGAUUUGUUUGCAACAGGAAGCUUAUAGGCACAAGGUACUUCAACAAAGGAUAUGCUGCAUAUGCAGGGGUACCAGUCAAGUCCUCCUUAAACAGUGCGCGAGACCAUGAAGGUCAUGGUUCUCACACUUUAUCCACUGCAGGUGGCAACUUUGUUCCUGGAGCCAAUGUGUUUGGUCUGGGGAAUGGAACUGCCAAAGGUGGCUCUCCAAAAGCCCGUGUUGCUGCUUACAAAGUUUGCUGGCCACCCAUCAAUGGCAGUGAAUGCUUUGAUGCUGAUAUCAUGGCAGCCUUUGAUGCAGCCAUACAUGAUGGGGUUGAUGUGCUUUCAAUCUCGCUUGGUGGAGACCCUUCCGAUUACUUUAGUGAUGGCGUUUCCAUUGGUGCAUUCCAUGCUGUCAAGAAUGGUAUCGUUGUUGUAUGCUCUGCAGGAAACUCUGGUCCUGCUGCUGGAACUGUCUCAAAUGUUGCACCUUGGAUGAUAACCGUGGGAGCAAGUACUUUGGAUCGAGAGUUUGAAACUAUGAUUGAACUCCGAAAUGGGAUGCGUCUCAAGGGAACGAGCCUUUCAAAGCCUUUACCAGAUGACAUAUUUUAUCCACUUAUAACCGGUGCACAAGCUAAAGCAGAUAAUGCUUCUGCUAAGGAUGCCAUGCUUUGUUUAGGAGGAUCGUUGGACCCAAAGAAGGUGAAGGGUAAGAUUUUGGCCUGUCUUAGGGGACUAAGUGCAAGAGUAGACAAGGGUCAACAAGCAUCACUAGCUGGAGCAGCAGGGAUGAUUCUUUGCAAUGAUGAGGCCAGUGGCAAUGAACUCAUCGCUGAUCCUCACGUAUUACCAGCAUCCCAAAUCAAUUAUACAGAUGGCAUUGCGGUCUUUAACUACAUCAAUUCUACAGACGAUCCACUUGGAUUUAUAACGCCCCCAACUGCAAAGCUGAACACAAAACCUGCUCCAUUCAUGGCUUCAUUCUCCUCUCAGGGCCCCAACACUAUCACUCCUGAGAUCCUCAAGCCUGAUAUCACCGCUCCUGGUGUAAAUAUCAUAGCUGCCUACACCCAAGCAACCAGCCCUACAGAUCAAGACUUUGAUAAGCGCAGGGUUCCGUUUACACAAUCUGGCACCUCCAUGUCUUGCCCUCAUGUUUCUGGAGUCGUAGGACUUCUCAAGACACUCUACCCUCACUGGAGUCCAUCUGCAAUUAGAUCAGCAAUCAUGACAACCGCAAGAACGAGGGACAACACUGUGAAUCCAAUGAUGAGUGCAUCAUUUGUUGAGGCAACGCCAUUCAGCUAUGGCUCUGGCCAUAUACGACCAAAUCGUGCCAUGGAUCCUGGCCUGAUCUAUGACCUAACUGCCAAUGAUUACUUGGACUUUCUUUGUGCCAUUGGCUAUAACAAGACAACGAUUCAACUCUUUUCUGAGGGUCCUAACUACAAAUGCCCCGAGUCAGCCAGUCUUCUGGACUUCAAUUACCCUUCGAUAUCAGUCCCUCGAUUGUCUGGUUCAGUCACUGUGACUAGAAGACUCAAGAAUGUUGGUUCUCCGGGUACCUAUGCAGUCCGUAUUAAACGAGCAAAUGGAAUUUCAGUGAGUGUUGAGCCUAAUGUCUUGAGGUUUAAAAGUGUUGGGGAAGAGAAGAGCUUUAGGGUGACACUGAAAGCGAAGCCUAAGAGAGGUGGAGUAGCUAAGGGGGAUUAUGUAUUUGGAGGGCUUACCUGGUCGGAUGGCAAGCACUACGUCAGGAGUCCAAUCGUAGUUGCCUCAGCAGCUGCUGUUUAG